GAGUUUUUCUGAUUGAAACUUUUGAAGAGCUCCUAUUUAGGUCAUGACAAGCCCUUUUUGAAGACGCGCCACAUAUUUGCAGCAUAGACACCAAUGUUGUGAUUGAUAUUCUACACACCUUAUUCUUAUCUAAUCUAAGCUGAUACAAGGUCAGGAGCACAGUGUCAGUCUAGCAUAUGAACAUGUCAGAGUCUGGUAAAUUGAAGAUAGCUAUAAUCGGGCAGAGUGUGUUCGGCGCAGAGGUUUAUCAGCUACUGAAGAAGAAUGGCCAUACAAUUGUUGGAGUCUUUACAGUUCCAGACAAAAACAAUCGCGCUGACCCAUUAGCUACUGCUGCCGAAGCUGAUGGUGUAAAAGUAUUCAAAUAUCCAAGAUGGAGGAUCAAGGGCCAGGCCAUUCCAGAAAUCUUAGAAGAAUACAAAUCUGUGGGGGCUGAAUUGAAUGUCUUGCCAUUCUGUACUCAGUUUAUUCCAAUGGAAGUUAUUGAAUUCCCAAAACAUAAAACAAUCAUCUACCACCCCUCCAUACUACCUAGGCAUCGAGGGGCUUCAGCUAUAAACUGGACCUUGAUGCAAGGAGACAAAGAAGGAGGCUUCACAAUAUUCUGGGCAGACGAUGGGCUUGAUACAGGACCCAUUCUCCUUAUAAGGAAAACUGAUGUUGAUCCAAAUGAUACUCUUAACUCUCUCUAUAGAAACUUUCUCUUCCCAGAAGGUGUUAAAGCAAUGGGCGAGGCUGUUGAAAUGAUUGUCGCUGGCACAGCACCACGGAUAGUUCAACCUGAGGAAGGUGCAACAUAUGACCCAAUGAUCAAGAAAGAUAAAGUCCAAAUCAACUGGGACUCAAGUGCUCAAGACAUCCAUAACUUUAUUAGAGGCAAUGACAAACAACCAGGUGCUUGGACCAAUAUUGAUGGCAAGCAAACAACACUGUAUGGUUCUAAGCUGUGGACAGCUGAGAGACCAGAGGGAACUGAAGUGCAGAUAGAUGGCAGCACUAAUGCUGCACUCGUACACAGUGGAGGCAUGCUGUUCUAUGGCAAUGAUGGCAAUGCUGUAAAUAUAGACCAACUUAAGUUAGAUAAUGGCAAAACUAUACCUGCCUCCAAAUUUGGUCAAACUGAUGAGGCUCAAGAAGCUCUAGUCUAUACAAAUGUUGAAAAGGAAUACAUUGCAAAGCUGAAUGAUGCAUGGGCAGGUAUUCUCAGCAAGCAGGUGACGGAUGAUACUGACUUUUUCAAGGCUGGGGCUGGGUCAAUGGACAUUGUUCGCCUGCUAGAAGAAGCUAAAACUAGGUGUGAUAUUACCAUGACUACAGAAGAUGUUUUCAUGAAUACUACAUUUGGAGAAUUCAGCCGUGCAGCUAUACUAUGCAGUAGAGGCCUUGGAGGCAAGAAGGAAUUCACAUAUGAUGCGAUCAAAAUGAAUGUUAACAACAUGGACAUUACAUUCCCGCACCAGCUGUUCAUAAACAAUGAGUUUGUACCCAGUAUUAGUGGAGACACAUUUGAAACAAUCAACCCAGCUGACGAAUCUGUGAUAUGUAAAGUGAGCAAGGGAAAUGCUGAUGAUGUUGCCAAGGCAGUGAAAGCUGCUAUUGCUGGUGAAGAGGUUUGGAGCAAGAUGAACGCAAGAGACAGGGGUGCCAUUAUGUACAAAUUGGCAGACCUAAUGGAUGCUCAUCGUGAAGAGUUGGCUACGCUGGAGUCUAUUGACAGUGGCGCAGUGUACACAUUAGCCCUAAAGACACAUAUAGGCAUGUCCAUAGACACAUUUAGGUACUUUGCUGGAUGGUGUGACAAAAUCCAGGGCUCAACUAUUCCAAUUAACAAUGCAAGGCCCAACAGGAAUCUGUCGUACACCAAGAAAGAACCUAUUGGUGUAUGUGGUAUAAUCACCCCAUGGAACUACCCUCUCAUGAUGUUAGCAUGGAAGAUGGCUGCCUGUCUUGCUGCAGGGAAUACAGUUGUUCUGAAACCAGCACAGGUGACACCUCUGACAUCUCUCAAGUUUGCAGAGCUAGCAGCAAGAGCUGGUUUCCCUCCAGGGGUCAUCAAUAUCAUACCUGGGUCAGGUCGUGUUGUUGGAACUGCCAUAGUGAACCACCCAGCAGUGAGGAAGGUGGGAUUUACAGGCUCAACUGAAGUUGGCAAACAGAUCAUGGAAGGUGCUGCUAAAAGUAAUGCUAAGAAGGUGUCUCUGGAACUAGGGGGCAAGUCACCGCUCAUCAUCUUCAGUGACUGUGACUUGGAUAAGGCAGUCAGGAUGGGUUGUGGAGGGGUCUUCUUCAACAAGGGAGAGAACUGUAUAGCAGCUGGUAGACUGUUUGUAGAAGAAUCGAUACAUGAUGAAUUUGUCAAACGAGUGAUUGAAGAGGUUGGGAAAAUGAAGAUAGGAGAUCCAUUUGAUAGAUCUACAGACCAUGGACCACAGAACCAUAGGGCCCACCUUCAGUCAUUGUUAGACUUCUGUAAAGCUGGUGUGGAUGGUGGAGCCAAGCUGGUUCUAGGGGGCAAGCAGCCUGAUCGCACAGGUCUUUUCUUUGAACCUACAAUUUUCACUGAUGUGAAAGAUGACAUGUGGAUUGCAAAGGAGGAAUCAUUUGGACCAGUCAUGAUCAUCUCUAAGUUCAAAGAUGGGGACAUUGAUGGUGUAUUAGAGCGUGCCAAUGCCACAGAGUAUGGUCUUGCAUCCGGUGUUUUUACCAAAGACCUCUCUAAAGCUCUGUAUGUAUCAGAUCAGAUACAUGCUGGCACAGUCUUUGUCAACACAUAUAAUAAAACAGAUGUUGCUGCCCCAUUUGGCGGAUUCAAGCAGUCAGGAUUUGGCAAAGACUUAGGACAAGAUGCUUUGAAUGAGUACCUGAGAACAAAGUGUGUCACCAUCGAGUACUAAAUCAGAAGUUCAACAAAAAGGCUUUAUGGAUGUGUUUCUCAAACCACUUCUUAGUCUCAUGGAACAUUAUACAGCAUUUUAAAUGAAAGCUAAUGUGCUUCUUGAUGCAACUCUCCACAACUGAGCACGGCCCUUUAUACUGUACAUGUGAUUCCACUAUGGUGUACGUACUAUAUAAUGUCCACCUUGUAGAUUUAUAUAUCAAAAAGUCAAUAAGCCAUAAAAACUAUUCACUGUAAACCCUGUAGAUGUAGGUCACAUGAAUCAGUAUGGUGUACCUAGUAUAUACUGUAAACCCUGUAGAUGUAGGUCACAUGAAUCAGUAUGGUGUACCUAGUAUACUGUA
This is a messenger RNA of Owenia fusiformis, 3240 nucleotides long. The record is from the annotation of a GenBank genome assembly. NCBI's taxonomy places the organism in Eukaryota, Metazoa, Annelida, Polychaeta, Sabellida, Oweniidae.